UUGAAAAAUGAGGUUUGAGAAAUUUUUGCGCAGAUGUUGGCUCCUCUGCCCAUUGGGUUCGCGGUGUUUUUGGUGCAUUUGGCCACCAUUCCGAUCACCGGAACCGGCAUUAAUCCGGCCAGAAGCCUCGGCGCCGCCGUCGUCAGAAGCUUCCAGAAGGGAGAGUUCGAAAGGGUCGGAGGCGGCGCCAACACCGUUAGUGCCGGAUUUUCUAAAACGGCCGGCCUUGGAGCUGAGAUCGUCGGCACAUUUCUGCUGGUCUACACCGUCUUCUCCGCCACUGACGCUAAACGGAACGCCCGCGACUCCCAUGUUCCGGUCACCCUCAAACUAACUUCAUUCUCUAUUCUAUUCAUACACUCCAUUUAAUAUUUAUUUCACUUUUUUUUUUAUCAAUUUAACGGAGCUUAACACCUACUCCAUCCAUUAUUUUUUAAAAAAAAUUAUAUAUUU
Molecule: messenger RNA, 453 nt
Organism: Momordica charantia (bitter melon)
Lineage: Eukaryota; Viridiplantae; Streptophyta; Magnoliopsida; Cucurbitales; Cucurbitaceae
Source: RefSeq, a predicted model, not a curated record